Sclerotinia sclerotiorum 1980 UF-70 is the source of this 789-nucleotide messenger RNA. RefSeq lists its product as hypothetical. The record is from RefSeq and is a predicted model, not a curated record. NCBI's taxonomy places the organism in Eukaryota, Fungi, Ascomycota, Leotiomycetes, Helotiales, Sclerotiniaceae. The coding region runs from base 1 to 789 and encodes 262 amino acids. The transcript has a single exon.
AUGCCAGCCUGCACACUCCAUCUCCUUUCUCUCGCCGUUGCUAUCCCUGAAUUCCUUUCAGCUCUCUCAAAAACUUCUGUCACUCCCCUCACAAUUGGCAGGGUUGUGCGCUGGAUUGUUCUCCCAACAUCGAUAUCAAUUGACCCACUUCUCGCACGCAACAUUCAUUGGGAUAUCUUCAUGAUCCUGCCAAAUACCAAUGUCCUUCCAUCCUCACUUCAAAAUCUUAUCAUCCAUCAAUGGCAGGUUACAGCAGGAGUACCGUCAAGAUUAAUUCAAGAUUUCGCAUCAAAGAAUGAGAAACUACUUAACCCUCGGCCGGAAGAUAUACCACCCCUCACUGCAAGAUUAAAUGAGUACAGCACGAGAUCUUCAGCCCAGGCUCUUGAGCUUUCUCCCCCAUUACUAGAAUGGAUUAAAACAUUCAGCAAACAAGAAGGACGAGGCGCAGUUUCUAUGCUCAAUCUUCUAGCUUUCAAACCUGGACUAAAAGAACAAUACUUGAAAUAUGGAGCGGAAUUUGCGAAAUCUAUCGGUUCAAAACGAGGUGGAAUUGCAAAGAUUGUCGGAACUGUGAUACAUGAAGGAAAUUCGAAAGAAGGCAGUGAAUGGGAUGAGGUUGCAUUGGCACAUUAUCCGAGUAUUGAACAUUUUGCAGAUAUGUUGGCUAGUGAAGACUAUCAGGAGGUAAAUCACAAGUACAGGGUGGGAAGUUUGAAGGAUACUUUUAUUCUUUGCACAACGGAACUGGAUUUUCCUACAUGGAGCAAAGGCAAGUCGAAACUGUAG